This is a messenger RNA of Bombyx mandarina (wild silkworm), 3446 nucleotides long. Its product is annotated as lysosomal proton-coupled steroid conjugate and bile acid symporter SLC46A3. Gene Ontology annotation, molecular function: transmembrane transporter activity. Gene Ontology annotation, cellular component: membrane. Lineage: Eukaryota; Metazoa; Arthropoda; Insecta; Lepidoptera; Bombycidae. The record is from RefSeq and is a predicted model, not a curated record. Gene Ontology annotation, biological process: transmembrane transport.
AAACCACGAACACGCAAGCAAACAAGACACGGUCCACGACAUAAUAUGAGGCUACACUAUUUAAACUGGCAGACUAAUUUGGCCGGUUUUAGUUCAUGUCCAACCGCCGAUGGGCAGACAAUGGAAGCGUGAAGGCGCAGACAUGAUGUCAAACCAAACAAUACAACAGUGAGGACCGGUCGUGGCUAUUUACAAACAAUGGACUUAGCUUGAAGUUAUAUUAUCCAGUGAAAACGGAAAAAUGGAUGAAAACAAACAGAAACAUGUUAUCGAGGAGCGUCCUUUGAACAAAGAUGAAGCUCAAAAUCAAAUUAAAACAUUUGGAGAGAAAUUGAGUUUUAUAAAAGACAAUAUAACCGUGGAGCCUCUGUUAGCCGGACUCAUUAUACCGAGUGUGAUAUCAAGAUUUGCUAUGGGCAAUUUUAAUUUGGACAAAGCCUGUAGAGUCAGCCUACAGUUCAACGAUACAGUAUGUGAUGCAUUAAUAAAAAAAACAAGCACCAAUUACUCGGAAUAUGAAAAAGAAGUGCAAAGAUUGAUAUCUAGCAUCGACAUCUGGAAGAGCGUCUUACAAACCGCGUUACCGUGCAUCAUUAUUAUAUUUAUGGGAGCUUGGAGCGAUCGGACUGGAAAGCGAAAAUUGUGCAUACUAUUACCGAUUUACGGUGAAAUUUUAACUUCCAUCAAUAAUAUAAUCAAUGUUUAUUUUUUCUAUGAAAUCCCAGUAGAAGUCACAGUGUUCUUAGAGACCUUAUUCCCAGCCAUAACUGGUGGCUGGGUGACGAUGUUUCUUGGUGUAUUCAGCUAUAUCAGUGACAUAACUUCAGAAGAAACCCGCACUUUUAGAGUUGGAGUUGUGAACUUUUGCUUUACAUGUGGUCUGCCAAUAGGUCUUGGGCUAAGUGGAAUUUUACUACAAAGAAUGGGUUACUAUGGCAUAUUUUCGACAACUAGCAUCAUGUUUACUGUUGUCCUGAUUUAUGGGACCGUAGUUUUGAAGGAACCUGAUAUUCUGCUACAAGAAAAAGGAUUGCCUCCGAUAGAGCGAGACAGCAAGAAAGUUGCUGUCCUGGACAUAUCGCACGUAACAGACACAGCUAUGGUGGCAUUCAAGAAACGGGAAUCAAAUUUAAGGAUGAAAGUUCUCCUCACAUUGUUCUGUGUUUUCAUUUUAUUCGGACCAACUUCAUCGGAGCAUGGAGUCUUCUAUCUAUUCGUAAGGAACCGCUUGAAUUGGGACAUGGUCAAAUUCAGUCUCUAUGUCAGCUAUUCCAUUAUCUUACAUUCUUUCGGUGCUAUGUUCUCCAUAACGGUGCUAAGUAAGCGACUACAGAUCGAUGAUUCGUUGCUCUGUCUAAUCUCUGUCAUCAGCAAGUUCGUUGGAUCCAUCUGGACUGCUUUCAUUCAAAGCGAUAUUGAAAUGUAUUUAAUUCCGGUAGCUGAAAUAUUGAACGCAACGACAUUUACAUCUCUUAGGUCCAUUGCAUCAAAAAUAGUGGAAAAACAAGAAAUAGCAAAAGUGAAUUCAAUAUUUUCUCUGACCGAGACUAUGGCAUCGCUGAUCUUCCUACCGUUCUACUCGUGGCUGUACAUGGUAACAUUAAAUGUCUUCUCCGGAGCUGUCUUCUUGACCAGUGCUAUCAUUACUAUACCUCCCGCAAUGAUCCUUACAUUCUUCUAUAUACAACACAGAAGAGGAAAGAAGAGUCCAAGAAAGAGAGCUCUCGAAGCUGAAGAGAAAAAGGAAGCGAUAGAUAUUGAAAACAAAUCUGAACAAUCGAAUAUUCCAGAAAACAAUGUUCGUCUAUAGAACGAUGACAAAUCAUUUAAGAUGAAUGCGUAAUUAUUUUAAUUGUUUCAAUUGGAUUUUGACUGAUACGAUUUCAGCGUUAAUUAAUUCGACAAAAGUUACAAAUGAGUAUAAAACAAAACAAUAUCUGAGAUAACUUCAAUAUUCGAAGUCCUUAAAAGUUUGUAACAUAUUUCAUAGAUCACUUCGCUGCGUUGCAUCAAUGGUAAAAACAGGUUCUAUAACGUCAUCGUGGCUUAGUUUCUUCUUUAAUAUAUCUUCUUCUUCUUAUAACGUUAUCCCGUUUUCGAUAAUUUCAUUAACGACUGCCAAUAUUAAUGGCAAUAUCAAUACAACUUGUUCUAUUUUGGGGUUUUUGGAAUCUCGCGCCAGCUUGUCCGGUAACCGUGCGACCAGCUGAGCGUUUAAAAUUUUAUAAAAAGGGAAAAAAGAGACAACAGAUGUAAGAUCAUCAACGGUUGGUGCUAAGUCUGUAUUUCUGAGAAUAUUUAAAAUUCAUUAAAAGUGAGCUAUCAUACGUGGCUUAUAUUAAUUAAUGGCCUUAAAGCAAUUUGUGUUUUUAACGUUACAGAGCGGAAAAAAUGGAUACUUUUUUUUUGUAUCACAGUCGUAUUUUUUUAGCCAGAUUAUGCAAUUUCCACUUAACCUCUACUUGAAGAACAAAAAAAACUAUGUGAAACUUGAGGGAUCACUCAUCCCUUUCUAACUCUGUUCAUAAGAGAAAGAUAAGUGAGCCACAAAUAUUAUGUCGUAGUUCUACCUAUCUACUACUUAUUAUGAUAUAUUCACAGCUCUUUUAUAGGGAAGUACACAUUAAGGUAAUCUGAGAUAGGAUGGUUUCCUAUUUUUUUCAUUUAUAUAUAAAGGCGAAGGUAAUUUGUUUUAUAGAAUACGAUUUAUUUUCCAAGAUAUGCGUGUGCAGUAUCUAGCGUGUUCAUGAGUUAUUUCACAGCUUAGAACUAAUUUUAAAACCGCCCAUCAUAUUUAAGCAAAAAAUUCUCAGACGUCGAAAUUUUAUAAGUUAAAAUUAAAACUUUACUGGUAUUUAUUAAACAGAUUAAGACUGUGGCCAAAAUAAAUUAAAUUUUGUUUUCAUUGAAUGGAAAAACAAUGUAAAUUUGUUAACUAUUUAUUUAAUUAAAUUCUUAACUUUUUUUAAGGAUCAUUUUAAUGUUUUAACACAUUUUUGUUGUUUUUAAUGAAUUUUCUGUUUUAUCACACGACUCGAAAUAACUAAAUUGCAAUUAUGAAUAUAAAUUAAAUCGAUUACUUAGAAGAAAGUAGAGAUGAGUAUACACUGAGAAUGAAUCUCGCCAUCUCUCUCGCACACAGUGCACACACAAACACAUGCAGCGAUAGAAAAAACUUUGUGAAAGUGUGAACCUUGUUUUUCUUAAUUGAGAAACCCUUCAUAGGGUGUAAUUUUUAUUUUUUAAUUUUUAUAUAUUUAGAAUAUUAUUACAAAUUUAUACGAAAUAAAUAUAUAAUUUUUCAUACUAUGACUAAGCUAUCGAUAUAAUCUUGUUAUUAUUUUUAUAAUAAAGCCUCCUGUUUAGUUAUUUAAGAAAAAAAUAUGGAUCGUUUAAAGCGUUUUUAGGACUCGACAGCAGAUAAUAAAUAUGCGAUGUAAAUGAGA